AUGGACAGUGGCAGUAAGUGCACCCUCAGCAAAUUGGACAGCAACACCAAACUGUGUGGUAGGGUUGAUACACUGGAGGGAAGGGAUGCCAUCCAAAGGGACCCUGAUAAGCUUGAGAGAUUCCAGCAGGGCGACUACCACAUUGAUGUCUGUAUCAAUGACUACCUGGAUGUGUUCUGCCCUCACUAUGAAGACUCGGUGCCAGAAGAUAAGACCGAACGCUAUGUUCUGUACAUGGUGAACUUUGAUGGCUACAGCUCCUGUGAUCACACAUCCAAAGGGUUCAAGAGGUGGGAGUGUAAUCGACCACAUUCCCCGAAUGGACCACUGAAGUUCUCAGAAAAGUUCCAGCUCUUCACGCCCUUCUCGCUAGGAUUUGAGUUCAGGCCAGGCCGGGAAUAUUUCUACAUCUCUUCUGCAAUCCCAGAUAAUGGAAGGAGAUCCUGUCUAAAGCUGAAGGUCUUCGUGCGAUCAGCAAACAGCUGUAUGAAAACUAUAGGUGUUCAUGAUCGUGUUUUUGAUGUUAACGACAAGGUAGAAAAUUCAUUAGAACCAGCAGAUGAUACCGUACAUGAGUCAGCUGAGCCAUCCCGUGGUGAGAACGCAGCACAGACACCAAGGCUACCCAGCCGGAUUUUGGCAACUCUCUUGUUCCUCCUGGCAGUGCUUUUGAUAUUAUAGCACACUAUGCUCCUGCAACCUGUCACAGAAAAUAUCAGGGUCUUGGAACAUCAAAGAUCCACCUAACUGCGCAUCCCAGAAAAGGAAC
Chaetura pelagica (chimney swift) is the source of this 769-nucleotide messenger RNA. RefSeq names its product ephrin-A5 (gene EFNA5). Bases 1 to 681 code for a protein of 226 amino acids. The transcript is spliced from 5 exons. Gene Ontology annotation, cellular component: external side of plasma membrane; plasma membrane. Gene Ontology annotation, molecular function: ephrin receptor binding. Lineage: Eukaryota; Metazoa; Chordata; Aves; Apodiformes; Apodidae. Gene Ontology annotation, biological process: ephrin receptor signaling pathway; regulation of cell-cell adhesion; regulation of actin cytoskeleton organization. The record is from RefSeq and is a predicted model, not a curated record.